This is a messenger RNA of Selaginella moellendorffii, 1350 nucleotides long. Its product is annotated as queuine tRNA-ribosyltransferase catalytic subunit 1. The transcript has 16 exons. Gene Ontology annotation, molecular function: tRNA-guanosine(34) queuine transglycosylase activity. The record is from RefSeq and is a predicted model, not a curated record. NCBI's taxonomy places the organism in Eukaryota, Viridiplantae, Streptophyta, Lycopodiopsida, Selaginellales, Selaginellaceae. Gene Ontology annotation, cellular component: cytosol. The coding region runs from base 122 to 1309 and encodes 395 amino acids.
CAAGAAGUGGAGCAAAACAGAGGAGCGUCCUCGUCGAGGCGCCGGUCGUGUGGAGUGGAAAAAAAUUUGGCGAGGGAUUUGUUCUUGGUUUGGCGUCGCAGGAGCAGCAGCGAGCGCUGGAAUGAAAAUGUGCGCUCUUAAAUUCGAGGUAUUGGCAAGAUAUAAGCGAGCUCGCGCAGCAAAACUCACGCUUCCACAUUACGAAUGCCUCACUCCGAUGUUCAUGCCAGUUGGAACUCAAGGCUCGAUAAAGGGUCUCACUAGCGGUCAGCUGGAAGAGCUUGGCUGCCAAAUUGUUUUGGGAAACACUUAUCAUCUCGCUUUGAGACCUGGAGCUGAAUUGCUGGAUGCUGUGGGAGGCCUUCACGAGUUUAUGAACUGGCAACGGGGCUUGCUCACGGAUUCCGGUGGCUUUCAAAUGGUAUCACUUCUACACUUGGCAGACAUCACUGAAGAGGGAGUGACGUUUCAGUCGCCUGUGGAUGGCAAGCAAAUGCUCCUCACACCCGAAGAGUCUAUAAGGAUACAGAACAAGAUUGGAGCCGAUGUGAUCAUGGCUCUCGACGACGUUGUCAAGACAACUAUAACGGGCCCUCGCGUCGAGGAAGCAAUGUAUCGCACUCUCCGGUGGAUCGAUCGCUGCAUAUCUGCACAUUCAAGGCCAAGGGAUCAAAAUCUAUUCGGAAUAGUACAAGGAGGACUCGAUCCACAUCUCAGGGAUAUAUGCGUCAAAGGCAUGGUGGAGCGAAAUUUGCCAGGAUAUGCCAUUGGUGGGCUCGCAGGUGGAGAAGAAAAGGACUCGUUUUGGAGAGUUGUAGCGCAGUGCACUGCGGGUCUUCCAGACGACAAGCCUCGCUACGUUAUGGGUGUUGGAUUUCCACUCGACAUUGUUGUGUGUAGUGCUCUUGGAGCGGACAUGUACGAUUGCGUCUACCCAACGAGAACUGCUCGUUUCGGCACUGCUCUAGUCCCCGAGGGUGUUUUAAAGCUCAAACACGCUUCAAUGGCGACGGACACUCGACCGAUCGACGCUUCUUGCUCCUGCAUGGUUUGCAAGAACUACACUCGAGCGUACAUUCACACACUGGUGACGAAAGAAGCCAUGGGAUCCCAGCUGGUUUCCUAUCACAAUGUUUUUUACAUGAUGCGGCUUAGCAAUGAUCUCCAUACCUCCAUACUCGAGGGUCGAUUUCCAGAGUUUGUACAAGAUUUCUUGCAAAAACAGUAUCCACAAGGAGAUGUUCCGGAAUGGGUGUGUAAUGCCAUGGACGUGGCGGGAGUGGACAUUUCUAUGUGUGUCAAAUCGUGAAAACUCCAAAAAAAAAUUGAAAUUAAAACCAAAGUUUUGUU